AUGAAUCAAUCAAGAAAAGCUACCAAAGUCGCCUAUCAACGAUUGAAGGAGUUGGUUAAGUUUGGAAAGUUUGUUGAAGUUGAAGAUACUCCUGCUGCUAGUUCCAUUAAUGCUGAGGUUGCCAAGGAACAUGUGGCACCUAAACCAAAAUUUCAAUUUGCAUUUCAAGAGGUUGAAAUUUCUGAUGAUGAUGAUGAUGAUGAUGAUGAUGAUGAUGUUAAUAAUGAUGAUGAUGAUGAUGAUGAUGAUGAUGGUAUGGAUUUUUGUAUGUUUGUACCAUCAAAGGAGCCAGUCAAUGAGGCUGUGAUCUCUCCAGCUGAGACAGAGAAAGAAAUAAACAUUUUCAAGCAACCAAACGAUCCUACACCCGAACAGAUGGAAGCCCUUAUUGAACAAUUACAGUCAACUGCGAGGAAGCCUCCCCAAGCAGUUCCGGUUACUCCUGCGUCUCCAUCUGGGAGUGAUAAAGAAAAUUCAAGUGCCUCCUUGAUGCCAAGUAAGCGUAAAAGAAGAGAUCCAAGGCCGGGAGUGCUUAUCUCAGACCAAGUCCAAAAGGAAUUUUCAACGAUUGAGCUUGAUUCUAUGGCUCAAAACAUACCAAGCCCUGUCACUGAGUCCAUUCCAGUGAUUCAAGAGAUUUCAAGCCUGUUACCUGAGUCUUCUCCUAUGGAUCAGGACUUUCAAAUCCCUAUUAUUGAAGAUGUAGUUUUGUCUUCUGAAGGUGCUCAAGCUUCUGGAAGCUCCUUUGAAGCCCUUGAGCUGGAUAUUUCAAAAGGCAAAAGCAAGCUACAUGAGUCAGAAUUUGUGGAUGUCGCUCUGCUUCAGAACAAAGUUUUUGAUUUGGAACAGAGCUCAGCAGAAAAGGAUUUGAUUAUUGGAAAGCAGGACAUUAGAAUUAGUGAUCUUGAAAAGGAGAACUCCAUUAAAGAUGCAAAGAUUUCAUAA
This is a messenger RNA of Lactuca virosa, 945 nucleotides long. NCBI's taxonomy places the organism in Eukaryota, Viridiplantae, Streptophyta, Magnoliopsida, Asterales, Asteraceae. The record is from the annotation of a GenBank genome assembly.